AUGACCACAUCGAAAGAAUGGCAGAAAAUGCUCAACGGAGAGCUCUACUGGGCAUGGGAUGCCGAUCUACAGGCAAAUCGUCAACGUUGCAAGCAGGCCUGCGAGAGUUUCAAUCAAGCCGGCAAUGUUUCCCGGCGACGCAGAGUAGAGCUGUGGAGAGACAUUACUGGGGACACCCGUGCCCUUCCGCCUGUCCAUCCAGAUCCUGAACAAGAUGAAAAGCAGUUUCAGGAUACGGAUCCGGUGGUCGAUCCUCCAAUCUCUGUGGAUCACGGGCUCAACUUCAAGGUUGGAAAAGGAUCAUUUCUAAAUUCUAACCUCCUUGUUCUCGAUACAUGUCUUGUCACGAUUGGGGAGCGGGUAUUGAUUGGUCCCAAUGUUUGCAUCUACGGGGCAACCCAUCCCUUAGAUCCUGCAGUACGAAACGGGCUUGAGGGUCCAGAAGCCGGAAAGGAGGUACAUAUUGGAGACGAUGUCUGGAUAGGGGGAAGUGCCAUCAUUUUAGCAGGUGUUAGAGUUGGGAGAGGAAGCACCGUGGGUGCUGGCUCGGUUGUGACCAAGGAUGUCCCGCCGUUCCAUUUCGUUGCUGGGAACCCCGCCAAAGUUAUUCGCCGAAUCGAGACGAGAAUGGAUCCAGAUUACAAGCACGCUAGUCAAUUCACAGAAAAAGAAUGA
Molecule: messenger RNA, 675 nt
Organism: Paracoccidioides brasiliensis Pb18
Exons: 3
Coding region: 1-675 (224 amino acids)
Molecular function (GO): acetyltransferase activity
Source: RefSeq, a predicted model, not a curated record